Messenger RNA from Rubroshorea leprosula, 2024 nucleotides. Lineage: Eukaryota; Viridiplantae; Streptophyta; Magnoliopsida; Malvales; Dipterocarpaceae. The record is from the annotation of a GenBank genome assembly.
ACGACAAAAGGCAAAACAAAACCUUUGCCUUCUAUUUUCCACAGAAUAGAAUCCGUCAACCCCUUUUCUCACGCUUUACUCUCAAUUAUUGCCAUUUUAAUUUCGUUUUCAUUUCUUCUUUAUAAUUUUUUUUUUUAAAAAAAAAUUGAAUUGAAAAACACUGCAAAACCAGCUUUCCGGAUUGGAAAAACCAGACAAAACCACCUGUCUCUCCACAAAACCACCUUUUCCUUUUUAUUCCUUUCCAAAACCGCCCUUUUCUCGACAACCCAAUUCAGCAAUUACCCGCCUUUUCUGCUCCCCUCUUUCGAUUUUGGCGUUUCAGAAACUGUUUUCGGGGAUUGAACAGUUUGGAGUGGUGGUUGGUAACGUGCACCGGCGCUGCAGGUGGUGGUUGUUUGGUUGGGAUUGAGUUGUCGUGGCGAUGACGACGGAGUUGAUGGCGGGAAGGUGGGGCACGUGGGAGGAGCUUCUGUUGGGCGGAGCCGUUCUCCGCUAUGGUACCCGAGACUGGAACUUGGUCGCUGCGGAGGUCCGAGCCCGAACCGUUACUGCCUUCACCUUCACCCCCGAGAUCUGUAGAGCUAAGUUUGAGGAUUUGCAACAACGUUAUUUAGGUUGCAAAGCUUGGUUUGAGGAGCUAAGAAAGCAACGAAUGGCAGAGCUGAGGCAAGCCUUGGAGCAAUCUGAAGGUUCAAUUGGGUCUCUAGAGUUGAAGCUUGAAAGUCUAAAGGCUGAGAAAAGAGAUGAUCAUGCGAUGGAUUAUGAUUCUAGCCAGACCGAAUUACAGCUGCUGUCUCUCAAGUCUGAGGGAAUUGAAUCUUCUAGUAAAGACACAUCGAAGGAUGGUUUGUCUGCAGGUAGUUUCACACAGGAUGCCCAGACAAAGUGGUCAGCUGAAUGUCAGGUCCUGGCAGCAGUGCCUGCUGAAGGGAUAGAUGUUAGACCGGAAAUUUCAGUGACUUUUGACAGAGAGAAAUUGAGCAUUGAGAAGCUCAAAGAAACUGUAUGUGGGGGACAGUUUCUGAAUAUAAGGAAAAGAAGAGGUAAGAGGAAGAGAAAGGAUUGUAGUAGGGAUGUCAAAGAAGGGAGUGUUGGAGAGAGUGAGUUUCUUGGCUCUGCUGACAUUGCAACUGCAUCAUGGUGUAAAGAAACAUCAGUCAGCAACUCUGCACAGAUUGCCCGAUCCUCUGGUGUUGAUGAUCAGACGAGAUGUCCAAACAAGGAACUGAUUGGUGAUCUGAUGAGGGUAUUUAGUUCUGUAGAAGAGAAUGAAUGUGCUUCUGUCUUUCGCCGACGGCUUGAUAGUCAGAAGAGAGGCAGAUACAAGAAAAUGAUUCUACAGCACAUAGAUUUUGACACCAUUAGAUCAAGAAUUGCCCGUGGUUCUUUCACGUCACUUAAGGAACUCUACCGAGAUAUGCUAUUAGUUGCCAACAAUGCCUUGCUAUUUUAUUCCAAGAAUACCCGGGAAUAUAAAUCAGCACUUCUCCUCAGAUACAUUGUAACUGCAGUGUUACGACAGCAUUUAAAGGAUUCUGGCAACAAGCCUACAACUUCCAUCCUUCCAUCCAGCUCGUCCAUGCAUAAGCCUCCUGCGAUGCCUCGAAGCAUUCGUCCUGGUAAUCGUAAACUGCCAGGAAAAGUGGCAAAUCCUAGGAAUGCAGCUGGUGGGACUUCUAACGGAAGUAAAAAACCAUUCAAUGUGGAUUCCCCUCCAUCAAUGGACUCCUUAGCCGUGACCAAGAAGGGCCUUUCUCAGCCAAGAAAAGUGGGACAUGGCCGUGCCCUCAAAAAAUCAGAAACCUCAGAAAGGAAGAGAACUCGUGCCUGGUAAUUAUUCUCCACCCUCCUAGUCUCUCUCUUAUUGUAAACACUGGUUGUAGAUUUGUAGUCCAAUGUUGAAAAAUGUAGAGAAACACACUUAUUGCCUCCUAUUUUGUACAAACUCACGUCUUUGGGAGAACAGAUGUAGAAUUGCAUUGUAACAAUCACAUUAGUAUGAAAAAAAAAAAAUUCCCUAU